Molecule: messenger RNA, 1766 nt
Organism: Pseudomyrmex gracilis
Lineage: Eukaryota; Metazoa; Arthropoda; Insecta; Hymenoptera; Formicidae
Product: endoglucanase A-like
Exons: 5
Coding region: 10-1470 (486 amino acids)
Biological process (GO): carbohydrate metabolic process
Molecular function (GO): hydrolase activity, hydrolyzing O-glycosyl compounds
Source: RefSeq, a predicted model, not a curated record
GCUACGUCGAUGAGCGAAGCAAACCCCGGUCCGGAAUCCGAUAGCACAAUCGAGGACUAUGAGGAUGAGAUGGAUGACACGUCGAUCAAAGAAGAUUAUGCGGAGAUAGCCAUUGCUGCGAGGAACAAGAAGAAAUACGCGAGAGCUUUGGAACUUUCGUUCUUGUUCUUCGAAGCUCAGCGUUCCGGCAAGCUACCGAAGGACAACAGAAUUCCGUGGCGAGGCGAUUCCGCGAUGAAUGAUCGCGGCCAUGACGGGGAAGAUCUAACCGGAGGAUAUUACAAUUUUGGAAGAAAUUAUAUUAAAUAUACUCUUCCAACGGCUUUUACCACGACAAUGUUAGCGUGGAGUGUGCUCACCUGGCCGGAGGGUUACAAGGAAGCGGGUCAAUUGGACGAGGCUUACAAAGCUAUCAAGUGGGCUACCGAUUACUUUCUAAAAUGUCACAAAAAAAAGUACGAGUUUUACAUAAAAGUGGGUUCCGAGACAAUUGAAAACAAUUAUUGGGGAAGACCGGAAGACAUGAACCACACAAGACAAGCGUACAAAGCCGAUUCUCAACAUCCCGCGUCCGACGUUCUCGCCGAAACGGUCGCCGCAUUAGCUUCCGCGAGCAUCGUCUUCAAAGAUAUCUUUUCCGAAAUCUCGUAUAGCAAAAAGUGUCUAAACCACGCAAAAAACUUGUACAAAUUUGCGAACAAGUAUAACGGCUCUCACUUCGCUUGGAUGUCCGAUCGUUUCGAAAAUCUUACUUACGACAACGAUAUGGCGUGGGCUACGAUCUGGCUGUACAAGGCGUCAAAGGACAUCAUGUAUUUCGGAAAAGCUAUGAACUAUUACGUGAAAUUAGAUUUGUCGGUUUUAAACUCGACAUUCUCUUAUAAAAACAAAUUACCCGGCAUACAGAUAGUGGUGGCUCAGAUGAUCAAACAAUUAGCCGCUCCGAGUUACAGAUUUUGCGAUACCAUGACGAACUAUCGUCGGCGCACGAGAAGAGGUCUCGUAUAUCUUUCCGAGGAAGACGCUCUUCCUCUCGCCGCCAACGUGGCUUUUCUCUGCUUGGUGGCGGCCACUUCUGCCACUGACGACUUGAACAAAAGAUAUUAUAUCUUCGCCAAGCAACAAAUUAAUUAUAUGCUGGGAAUGGGAUCAGGAAGAAGUUACGUGGUCGGAUACGAUGCGACUUCGCCAAAACAGCCACGUCACUUAGCGUCUUCGUGCCCAAGUAAACCGGUUCCUUGUGAACAGGAAAUGAUUCAACAAAAUGUGAUAAAUCCGCAGACUCUUUAUGGCGCUCUGGUUUCCGGACCGAACGUCGAAGACGAUUUAACAGAUUAUCGAAAUAUCAGGGCUGACGAGUCUCGAUACAUAUGUCAUACAAAUGUUAAGAUAGAAAACAACGCAGGGUUUACGGGCGUACUUGCUGGACUGCUGCAGCUAGAGAACAGAAAGAAGAAGUCAAGGAAAUGAUUUUAUUUUAUUUUUUUUUUAUUUUCCUCCAGUGAAAGAAAAGAGUAUUUUUUUUACAACAAGACUGAUAGCUGUUUGUGUGCAUUAUGCACAAACAAUAAAAUCAUUUGUUAUUGUAAUCAUAUGUAGAUUUUUGCACGAGGCGUAUGGUUUUGUAGAAAAUAAUAUCUUUCAUUGUUUAAAAAUAAUUAUAUAUAAAAAAUACGUGAAUGCUUAUGUGGAAAACCAAGUUUUAUCUAAUUCCGAAAAUAAAAGAUAAGCCGAUUGGAGGAUCCAAACACGGUUGUUAGUGUGUA